ACCUCUCUAUUUGCCGUUUGGGCCCAUCCCAGCCCACGAGGUUUUUGCUCCUCCGCCUAAAGCCCUGACCAACCAACCGCCUCGCCCUCGCCGCCACGGCGAGCGCCGCCGCCAAUCGCCAACCGUACGUAGCCAUGUCCCAGGCGCUCUCCUCCCGCAGCCGUCGCCUGCUCCUCCUCCUCGGCGUCCAGUCGGCCCACCCUGGCCAGGGCCUCGGCCUGCGCCGCCUGAGCUCGCACCACGCCACCGCCCCUUACGGCGCGUGGUAUCAACAGCACGAGGAUGGCAAGGCGGUGAAGGUCACGGUGUGGUGGGACUUCCAGAUGUGCCGGCUCCCGCCCGGGGUCAACCCGCUCCGCCUCGGCCCGCGCGUCACGGAGGCCCUGCGGCGCGCCGGCAUCCGCGGGCCCGUCGAGAUCACCGCCUUCGGCGACGUCUGCCACAUCCCCCGCACCGAGCAGGAGGCGCUCGCGACCACCGGCGUCACAUUCACGCACGUCCCUUCCAGUGGAAAGGAUGGUUGUGAUCGAUCAUUCAUGGCUGAUCUCGUCUAUUGGAUUGCUCAGAACCCUCCACCAGCCCAUUUCUUCCUUAUAUCUGGGGAUAAAGACUUUGCAAACGUGCUGCAUCGUCUUCGGAUGAGCAAUUAUAACGUACUGCUUUCCUGCCCUGAUGCUGCUGGCUCCAGGAUGUUACGCAGUGCAGCGACAUUUAUGUGGCCAUGGGAGGCUCUAGUUAAAGGGGUGGAUCUCAAACCCAAAUUUUUAAAUCAACCACCAGAUGGUUUAUCUUGUUCUUGGUAUGGUCACUACAGGGGAGCUGUUGAUGACCUCCUUCUGAAAUCAAAGGACCCCAUGGCUUUACGUCGGAAUACCAAGGUACCUAAAGUCCCCAAAGCCAUGGUCAAUGGGAUUAAGCAAGUACUACACUUUUAUCCUGAAGGGGUCAGUGUUCCAAAUCUUCGAGCAGAGCUUAAAAGGAUCGAUGUGUUUAUAAAUAAAGGAGUAUUUGGCUUCAAAAAGCUCUCUGCCCUUCUCCAAGCCAUGCCUGAUGUUGUGAAAUUUAUUGAUCCUCUACCAGGUGAUUGCCAUCCUGCUGUAGUUAGGGUUUACAAAAGAUCUGUGGAGUCUUCUGAACAAAGUUUCAACAGAAUGGAUUCCGCCCAAAGUAGCAUUGAGGGAAAAUGCCUUAAUGAGACUGAAAGUGAGGAGCUAUCAUCAUGGGAUGCCCAGUCUUCCUCAUCAGAAUUACCAUCAUGUACAGAAAAGAAAACUCUGGAAGCUGAUGUCACAUCUUCCCCAUCAGAUCAAAUAUCUGGAGACCAAAUGAAAGCUCCUGAUCUUACUACAGGAGCAGAGCCACCUUCCAACCGUGUGGAAGCUGAUUUUACUCUGGCAGCGGAUGUCCCAUCACCACCAUCUGAUGCAUUGUCUAGAGACCAAAGAAAUGCUCUGGAUGUUGAUCUUGUUACGCAAACAGAACCACGGGUUAGCCGUACGAAAGCUGAUAUGGUGGCUGCUGCUGGCACUCCUUCCUCAGGGGUGCAAGGUAAUGUUAGCAAAAAGGGGUUAUUUGAACGCAUUUCAUCUAUAUGGAAUGGCCUUAAAGCCCAUUGAGUCUGUGAGGUUUAUCCGUCUCAUCAAGGGCAUAAGAGUGAAACCAGAUGAGUGUUCAUCUGAGUAUGCUUCGUAAAAGGGAUCACUGCUUAGGUGAGAUGAUUGUAUUCGCGGUGUACUUCAAAUCAUGUUUUCAUGAGCUGAACGUCAACAGAACUUAGGAAAGAGGCUGAACAUCAACAACAUGAAACCGUUGAAGCUAAAGAGCUAUAGUUUUAUGGUUGUGCUGCAUAGAUGUUCAUAAUGAGGAGCAAAUUUUAGCAAUUGUUACCGUGUACGAUCACCCCUUUGCAUCUAUCUUGUAACUGUUCUGGUAGAAUUGAAUCAUUUCUGGCUUUAUCUCGAGCUUGAUAUUUGGUCCUUGUUGACCUAAAAAAUUCAUUGCUCAUUGAAUCGGCUCUCAAUCACGGCAAAUUUGGACAUAAAACAAGUUAUGUAUAACCAGUCAGAAUCACUGGUCUA
Phragmites australis (common reed) is the source of this 2078-nucleotide messenger RNA. RefSeq lists its product as uncharacterized. The transcript is spliced from 2 exons. Gene Ontology annotation, cellular component: peroxisome. Gene Ontology annotation, molecular function: RNA nuclease activity. NCBI's taxonomy places the organism in Eukaryota, Viridiplantae, Streptophyta, Magnoliopsida, Poales, Poaceae. The record is from RefSeq and is a predicted model, not a curated record. Gene Ontology annotation, biological process: regulation of gene expression. The coding region runs from base 135 to 1616 and encodes 493 amino acids.